AUGGCCAUGGACAGUAAUAACCUUUAUCAAGUCUAUGUGAAAUGGAUUGAAUACAUCAGUACUGCUGAAAUUAGACUCCGAUGGAACGAGACAGGUUCCAUGAAUGCAGUCCAGCCACAGUAUUUUGUAUACCCUCAUGAAGUUAGCGCAGGAAAUAUCAAUGUCAAAUGACAAUCAGGAUAUGGAAUACAAGCAUCUGACCCUAACUCUUGCACAGAGAUUUGUGGAGAUGGAAUCGUUACUCCUAGUGAAGCUUGUGAUGAUGCUAAUACUUCUGACAAUGAUGGCUGCUCUGCAAACUGACAAGCAAUUGAGUAUAACCAUAUAUGUGUUUACAACUCAGGUAUUCCUAAGCAUGAAUGCCAAUCUUGUGGGAUAUUUGGGUAUCAAAAUGAUGCAAAAGAUUCUUGAAUUCCAUGCAGUAGAGGCUUCAGACAUGUUCCUUCUAAUCCGAACGCCUGAACAGAAUACUGUGGUGAUGGGAUCCAGACAUCUGGUGAAGUAUGAGAUGAUGGAAAUGCCAUUAAUGGAGAUGGAUGCUCUGGUGAUUGUAAAGCUAUUGAAUACAAUCAUAUUUGCGUGUAUGACUCAUCUGCAGCUAAAGAUCAAUGCACAUCAUGAGGAAUAUUUGCAUAUCCAAAUACAGAAAAAGACAAUUGCAUAUCCUGCAGUUCAGGAUUUAGACACCUUCCUUCAAGACCUGACACUUGCACUGAAUAUUGAAGUGAUGGGAUCCAAACAUCAAACGAAAUGUGAGACGAUGGGAAUACAAUAGAUGGAGAUGGAUGCUCCUCUGACUGAAAGACCAUCGAGACUAACCAUAUCUGCGUCUACGACUCUAUAUUAUCCAAAGAUGUAUGCUCUGCUUGCUUACAAACUGAGGUUCCUAAUUCUGAUAAAAAUGAAUGUGUCUUCUGUAAAACUGGAUACAAAUAUAAGGAAGGCACUCAGAACAAAUGAGUUAAUAUCUGAGGAGAUGGCCUCAUUGUGACUGGAGAAUCAUGAGAUGAUGCAAAUACUCUUUCAAGUGAUGGGUGAAACAACCAAUGUCAAAUUGAGGAAUAUUAUAACUGAACAGGAGAACCUUCUGUUUGUGAAAUACAAGAGGUAGAGCCAUCACCAACUGUUGAACAAGUUGGAUCAGCUGUUUCAUCAGCAAUUGGUGCAGGAAUGGGAGCUCAAAUGGCUGUUUCACUAGUGUUUGGACAAGGACUUUCAUCAAUGUGGAUGCUAAUCAAUAUUUAUCAAAUAAUCCAAUUUACUGGAAUGAUGACACUAAAUUUCCCAAAAAUUAUGGUCACAUUCUACAGUUACCUUGGCAUUGCCAACUUUGAGAUCAGCUAUUUCUCGGAGAUAUUCCUAAUGCAUAUCGAUGAAUCUAAAGUAGAGGGGAGAAAACCAUUUGACUACAGGUAUGAGAACCAAAGCAUAGAAUCUACAAAUUUAUUUUUAAACUGAUCUGAUGUCCUCUUUUCUUUGCUUCUGUUUUUGAUAUUCAAUGCAAUAAUUUUUAUGAUCACAUGCGUAUGUUGAACUUCCAAAUGCGACAGAAAACUCAAAAAGGAAAAUGAUUGAUGAAGCAGAGUUCUCUCUCACUUCGGAUCAAGAUUCAGCCAAAUCAAGAAUGAAUUUUUCUUUAGCUCUAUAUUCAGAAUUGUUUUUGAAGUGUACCUUGAGGUCACAUUUGGGAGCAUUUAUAAUCUGUAUGAUCAGAAAUUUGAGAAUUAUGUAGACUAUUAUUCUCACGUAGUUUCGAUAAUAUUCCUUCUAUUGUUUCUGAUAAUCACAAUCAGUAUUCCUAUGAUAUUUUGAUGCAUACCUGAAAAACAUCACAUUGAGAAAGGAAGGUUCAAAAUUCUUCUCGAAGAUUUUAAAGCAGGAAAGAGAUCUUUAGUUAUGGACCAUUUUCUAUUGCUCAUAAGGAGAUUAGCAUUAUCAAGCUUGCUGAUCUUUAGAUGGAACCAUGGAAUACAGCAGGUUAUCACUUUCCUCCUUAUCUGCAUUGGAAUAUUUACUUGGAAAGUGAUAGUAAGACCUUUUGCUAGUAAUAUUUUGAACUUCCAAGAUUUGUUAUUUGAGCAAUUUCUUCUGAUGAUUCUGAUUAUAUACCUAGCAUUUAUAAAACCAACAAGUGAGUUAAGAACAAGAGGAUUCUUUCAUAUGUGAGGAGUUGUAUGAAUCAUCCUUAUUCUUUGAAUGGUGUUGGUCAAUUUUAUCGUAUCGAUCAUCCUCACCUGAAAGAGAUUUUGAUCCAAAAAGUCUAAAACUAUCAAAAUUAAAGUUAAACCAAGAUCCAAGCCACAGAAAGAGCCUAAAUGAAAACUAUCCAAUAAUAAUCUUGAAAGAUCUAAAAUAAGAAAUGAUUCCAGAGUUUCAAAUACAAAGUUAGUCAGAACUCCUAACUCAAGAUCUAUCAGAUCCUCUGCUGUCUCUAAGCUAAAGAAGACAUCGAAUAGAUACAUUAUGAAUGAAGGACCAAGUAUGUUCUACCCAUAUUCUCGCAGAAGAAGCAACAGAAAUUCUGACAACAAGAUAACCAACCCCACCCUGCUCACAUUCAACUAA
Messenger RNA from Moneuplotes crassus, 2565 nucleotides. The record is from the annotation of a GenBank genome assembly. NCBI's taxonomy places the organism in Eukaryota, Ciliophora, Spirotrichea, Euplotida, Euplotidae.